UAAUGCACUCCGGCUGUACUCCGUGCUAGGCUUCUCUCUGCGCCCUGGGAGUGUUUCCCAUUUAAACAAACACAGCUAGCGCGGAAGAUGGCGGAGCGUUCAGAAGUGGCUUAAAAGGAAAUUGGUGUUUGAAGUGGACACGUAUUAACCCGUGGUGGUGGCCUUGCUGAAGCUGUAGAUGCCCUCUGUGAAUAGAUCUUUAAUCAGAGUUUCUACAUUGGCACUCAAAGGAUGUGAGGUGGAACGGAGUGGAUGUCAUCAUUCUCCACUGCUGCAAAGGUGCUGAUAUGUGUUGAAGAUGAGUGGACCAGGGGAGAACUCUCUGGAGUCAUUGGGCUACGACCGGAAACGGAAACUCUCCACUUGUGACACACCAGGACUUGGGUGUGAUAAGCGUCGGAGAGAACAAGAGUGUAAGUACAUCGAGGAGCUCGCUGAGCUGAUCUCAGCUAACCUCAGUGACAUAGAUAACUUCAACGUCAAACCGGACAAAUGCGCCAUCCUUAAAGAGACAGUACGCCAGAUACGUCAGAUUAAAGAGCAAGGAAAGGGUUCGUGCGGCGAUGAUGAUGUCCAAAAGGCAGACGUGUCCUCUACGGGUCAGGGGGUCAUCGACAAGGACCAUCUGGGCCCUCUGUUGUUGCAGGCGUUGGAUGGCUUCCUAUUUGUGGUGAACCGAGAGGGAAGCAUCGUGUUUGUGUCUGACAACGUGACUCAGUAUCUACAGUACAAGCAGGAGGAGCUGAUCAACACCAGUGUCUAUAACAUCCUGCACCAGGAGGACCGUGAGGAGCUGCAGAAGAACCUGCCCAAAGCCAGUGGAGCAAAUGGUGUUUCGUGGACAGGAGAUUCUUCUCGUCAGAAAAGCCACACCUUUAACUGUCGGAUGCUGGUGAAGUUCGGGCAUGGAGGCCCCGGCGCAGACGACGGAUCAGGAAGGCCACGUUAUGAGACCAUGCAAUGUUUCGCUCUUACCCAACCUAAAGCCAUGAUGGAGGAGGGUGAAGAUCUGCAGUCUUGUAUGAUCUGUGUGGCACGGAGAGUGACCACGGUGGAGUGCACGGAGAGGUUCAGCACCAGACACGAGCUCUCAGGUAAGCUGAUUGAGAUUGAGCAUCAAAGCACAUUACACACCACUAUGCGUCCUGGUUGGGAGGAUCUGGUGCGCAGGUGUUUGCAGAUGUUCCUGCAUCACAGUGAAGGUCAGCCCUGGUCCUGUAAACGACACUACCAGGAGGCUUGCAUACGUGGUCGAGCAGAGACUCCACUGUACCACUUUUCCCUUUCUGAUGGAACUCCAGUAACUGCACAGACACGCAGCGAGCUCUGCCGAAACCCAAAUACCAACGAUCCUCACAGCUACCUCUCCACUCACCUACUGCAGAGAGAACAGAAUGGUUUCCGGCCAAACCAGGGGGGUGUAAUGCGUUCCCAAGGACUGGGUGGUGCCAACCAUAAUUCCCAAAUGAACAUGACUCCUGGUGGGCAGAUGGGCAUGGGCAAUACCAGAGGCUACGGCAUGAAUGACUCAGGGCAUAUGGGACCUAGAGGAGGCCCCAUGUAUGGCCCUGGGAACAGAAUGAAUCAGAUGAACCCAAUGCACCAGAUGAAUCAAAUGAACCAGAUGAAUUCCAUGAAUCAGGUAAACCAGAUGAAUGCAAUGAACCAGAUGAAUCAAAUGAGUCAGAUGAAUCCUAUUAAUCAGAUGAAUCAAAUGGGAUCAAUGAACCAGAUGCACCAGCUGAACCCCAUGAAUCAGCAUAACCCUAUGAGUCAAAUGAAUCAGAUGGGACAUCCUGGAAUGAAUCCGCACCCACAGCAAUUCCAUAGUGGAGGGUAUGGGCUGGGCAUGACCAGUCCAUCCCAUGGUAGCCCAGGUAUGAACCCAUCUCAACAGAACAUCAUGAGCUCUCCACGGAUACGAGGAAGCCCAAAGAUGGGAGCCAGCCCCUUCUCUCCAGGAGGUAUGCACUCUCCUAUGGGGCCUGUUGGAAUGUCUGGCAGUAGUGGCUCCUCUGGUGGCAGCACUUUUUCAAGCAGCUCCCUAAAUGCCCUCCAGGCCAUCAGUGAGGGAGUAGGCUCUUCCCUCCCCUCCACUCUCACUUCGCCUUCACACAAAUCAGACAAUUCCCCCAGCAUCAACUCCACUCAGCCUGGUCAACCAAACUUGUCUGGCACCAAUAAAGGGCCUAAUAUGGGUGAAACGAAAAGCCCUGCUAGUACUCCUAACACAGGAACGGACCAGCAACACGUGAACACAUCAGAUACCUCGUCAGAUAAGCCAGAUAGUCAGUGCAACAAAGAUGGCCAGACUGGAGCUGAUAUCCAGCGGAAGGGUCCAGAAGGCAAGGGCCAUAAGAAGUUACUCCAGCUGCUUACAUCUCCACCGGAAGAUCUUGCCUUGGGAGGAGGAACCGGCGCGCCCCCUCCUGGACGUGCUUCCACUCCCAUUGGUGCUGACUCAAAAGAGGCUGGAGUUAGUAUGACGAGCCCGUCUUCCACAGGUGUAUCUUCAUCAUCAUCUGCUUUAUCAGGCGGUACCACAUUGCAGCAUGGAUCAGGAUGCGUGUCAUCUACAGGCUGCAUGAGUAGCCAUCUCGCCGGUCAUACGCUGCAGGAGAAGCACAAGAUUCUCCACAAGCUCCUGCAAAACGGCAACACGCCAGAUGAGGUGGCGCGCAUCACUGCUGAGGCCACAGGGAAGAUUACCCUUGGUUCGGAACAACAGGGCCCAGAGGGCAUAGGGUUGGAGGUCAAGCAAGAGCAGCACAGUCCAAAGAAGACAAAUGCUCUGCUCCAUUAUCUUCUGAACAAGGAUGAUACCAAAGAUACUGGAAUUGAGAGCAAACCAGGACUGGAUGAGCUAGAGGGUCGUGGGGUUAGCGCAGUAGGUGUUGCAACUACGGACUCCAGCAGCCAUGAGCGCAAGAUCAAAAGCGAGCCGCCUGAUGAGUUGCAAAGUCUGCAGAGCAUUCUAGGAGGGUUAAAACCUGCUUCCGGGAUGUUUACUGAUUCUGGAAGCACAGACGGAGAAAAUAAGAAAGGGAAUGGACCCAACAACACUACACAUGACCGUGAGGCUGCAGGGAUGGGCCCGGGGCCACGAGUGCCCUUCCAGAGAGCAAUGUCUGUGGACAGUAAACCUUUUAGUGGUGCAAGAGGGACGGGCAGGAGAAGUGCCCCCUCCUCUCUCAUUAAACAAGAAAGCUUGGACAGCCACAUAGGCAUGGGAGGUCUUAACAGGCAAAUGGGCAUGAACCAGAUGCCACCUAUGAUGGGACCAGGUGAUUGGAGGAUGCCAGGCUCUGGGGCUAGUCCAGGGGGGUCUAACGGGCACCCAGGGAUGGGUUGUCCAGGCAUGGAUCCAAAUCCCAAGGGAAUGAUGGGAGGUUCCAUGAUGAACCGGUCGAACAGUGUACCAACACCCAGAUCUAUGCUACAGCAGCAGUUAAUGGAUAUGGGUCAAAAUGAGAUGGGGAUGAACACUUUCAGAGGGCAGCCGCAUCCUCCUCAGUCUCCAUCAUGGCCAGACUGUGGCAUAAGUAUAGAUGGACCCCCUAAUGCAAACAGCUUGCCAUUCAACAACCCCUUGGACGAUCUGCUUGCUCCUCCAUCCACCACUGAAGGGCAGAGUGACGAGCGAGCUCUGCUUGACCAGCUCGACUCCCUCCUUAACAACACAGACAACCUCGGCUUGGUGGAGAUCGAUCGAGCUCUUGGGAUCCCAGACCUUGUCGGCCAGGGCCAAAGCACAGAUCACCCGGCAACUCCUACAGAUGCUUUCCCAGGUCCAUCUCCUGAUUCAUCCAUGAGUAUGGAUCCUAAGGUCAUGUAUGGACCAGGUUAUCCUGGUCCACCAUCAGUGGGCAUGCAGGGAGGGUAUGGACCCGGACAUGGUCCUGCUCCUGGUCAAGCUCCUGGUCCCGGUCCUGGUACCGGCCCAGGACCGGGUCCGGGUCCUAUGCAGAGCCAUCCAGGACCAGGAUUUAACCCAAUGAUGCAGCAGAUGGGUGGGAUGGUGGGCAUGAACCCACGUGCUGCCAUGAUGCGUCCACGCAUGGUGAAUGCUAAGCAGCCGCUCAGACUGCAUCUACAGCAGAGGCUUCAAGGACAACAGUUUAUGAACCAGAGCAGACAGGGUUUGGCGAUUAAAAUGGAGAAUGCACCAGUGGCAAAUCCUGGCCUGAGGCCUGGCCUGCAGCCUGGCCUGCAGCCUGGCCUGCAGCCUGGGAUGCAGCCUGGCAUGCAACCUGGCAUGCAACCUGGCAUGCAGCCUGGCAUGCAGCCUGGCAUGCAGCCUGGCAUGGGAGGACAGUCGAGUUUUCUGAACGCUCAAAUGGUGGCUCAGCGAAAUCGAGAGAUGAUGACCCAGAUGAGAAGGCAGAGGAUGAUGAUGAUGAUGCAGCAGCAGCAGCAGCAGCAGCAGGCUGCAGCUGGAGGCUUCAGCCCCCCUCCUAAUGUCACUGCUCCCACUGGCAUGGACAACCCCAUGGGAGGAACACCUAUGAACCAGCCUGGUCAACAGCCAUUUAACUAUGGAGGGAAUUACGCUAUGGGCCAGCAGGGUGACCCCUCGUUCAUGGGCACCGGUAACAGCCCUCCUAAUAUGAUACCCGGACGUAUGGGAGGCCCACAGAAUCCCAUGAUGCAACAGCACCCUCAGAGUAGCCCAAUGUACCAGUCAGCAGAUAUGAAGGGAUGGACACAAGGUGGCAUGCCCAUGAACAAUUCAUACCCUCAGCAGCAGCAGCAGCAACAGCAGCAGCAGCAGUUCUCCCAGCAGGGGGCACCAGCGCAGUAUGGGGGCAUGAUGAUAAACGGAGCCAUGCAGGGAGGAGUGAACGGGCCAGGGCAGAUGAUGCCAAUGCAAGGGCAGAUGAGCAUGAACCCCAUGGGCAUGGGUCGCAUGCCACUGGGUCCUGACCAGAAAUACUGAAGCAGAACACAGUUUCAACAAGAGAGUAAAGCUGAGCAGAGUCAUGUUGAACUCUGAGCAAACCCUGACAGCAGACAUGCAACAUCGCCCAGCUCCAGCUGGACAUGAGACAGAGGAAUUGUCCACAUCACUGUGUUUUAAUAAUCCUUGAAGCAUUUGUGUAUGCCCCUAGAAUAGUAUUUGAGUGCAACGCUCUGUCCGUCUGCAGCCAAACUCGUGCUCUUAUGUGAAGCUGUCUCUCUCUCUUUCUGUGUGUGUGUUGUGUGUGUGUGUCUGUGUGUGUCUGUGUGUGUCUGUGUGUGUCUGUGUGUGUCUGUGUGUGUCUGUGUGUGUCUGUGUGUGUGUGCGCGUGUGUGUGCGUGCAUGCGUGUGUGUGUGUGCGUGCGUGUGUGUGCGUGCGUGUGUGUGUGUGCGUGCGUGUGUGCGUGUGUAAUGCUGUACUUCACCACCAGAGGGUGGUUUUCUCUUGCUGUGGAACUGCCCUGGUGCUGGGUGGGGAUGCACUUUAUCACAAGGCAAAUAAGGAAAAGAAUAUCUGCAAUAUGUCUUGCUCGUUCUAGCCUUAUUUAAAGACUCUCUGUGCAGAAACAACCUUCUCGGUAACAAUACCUUGCUUUCAGGACAGACUGCUCCAGUUCCCCACUAUAUGCAGCUACGAGCAAUAAUCCUCUACUUUAUGCCAUAUAUGUUAAAAUGGUGCACCAUUAAAUUAACAGAGCAAAAGGUACUGCAGUAUUAACUGGGCUUUUUGUUUUAUAUGUGAAUAAGAACAGACUUGUACAUGCUGUACGCUCCAAAUGUAUCAUAUGUGCCCUUAUUAUAUACUGUACAUUUUUGCACAGAUUUGGCCCAUGUAAGGUCCAGCAUAUUAUAUUUUAGGUCAAUAUUGCUUUGGGUGUUAAUUCUAUUUUAACUUUCUCAAAGGGAAAACAUUUUUAAAAGAUUUUUAUCUUUUCUGAUCUAGCCUUGUUUUCUUUACAGUAUUGCAGUGAUGAUAGACAUUUGUUUUGGGAGGGCACUUUCUUUCUUUGGAAAUUAAACGGAUAAAUCCUACCGGAUCAAGCAGUUACAUUAAGAGGACAUCACGGUUUUUGUUUGUGUUUUUAUCUGUACAUUUUAUGGACAAAGACGAUUAUUUGCUCAGCCUUUCUCUGUGAGCUAGCUGUUACUAUCAUCGAUGGUUUCACUUUUAAGAGCUGGGACUUUAUAAAUCUACCUUUAAAAAAUUGCACAAUCCAAAGAUAUAGAUGUUUCAUUGCUUUGCUGAAAUUUUAACCUUACCAGUAGUCUUUUUGUGUGAAUAAACAGAGUGCAAGGUACAUAUCAUAUAAGUUUAUUAUGAUUUUGUACUACAUGCUGUACCCAACCAAUGUAAUACAUUUUCAAGGCCAGUUCAUAGAGCAAUUUUUUUUUUUUUUUUUAAAUAACAAAACAAACCGUUAACAUAUCAGUCUUUUCUCUCCAAGCAUUCUUAAAAUCUUUAAGCAAGAAAUCAAUUUGUUUCUUUUAUUUUAAAGUAGAAUAUGUUGGAUCAUCAUGAAAUAUAUUUGGAAAUAAGAAAUCACAAUGUUUUGAGUUUUGGGCAAGGGUCUGAUUGAUUAAUUUAUGUGGACAAGGGAGCGAAUAAGCUGAUGUUUUACCGGAUGUAAAUCGCAAUACAAUUUAUUCUUUUCCUCGUUGUUGAUAUUGUUGUAAAUAAAAUUUAUAUUUAAACAUGA
Molecule: messenger RNA, 6654 nt
Organism: Tachysurus vachellii
Lineage: Eukaryota; Metazoa; Chordata; Actinopteri; Siluriformes; Bagridae
Gene: ncoa3
Product: nuclear receptor coactivator 3
Exons: 24
Coding region: 299-4936 (1545 amino acids)
Biological process (GO): cellular response to hormone stimulus; positive regulation of transcription by RNA polymerase II
Cellular component (GO): nucleus
Molecular function (GO): protein dimerization activity; nuclear receptor binding
Source: RefSeq, a predicted model, not a curated record